GAACCCACACUAUAUACAUAAAUACACUAACAAACAUGGCCAAUAAGGGACACUUUAUAGACAGAAACGCAGAUAUUCCGACUGCAGGAUUGUCCACCAGUGGAUUAGAUGGCGCGGAAGGUGUAAAAGAUUGUCUUAGUAUCAGCAAUCCGGAAGAAUUAGCUGAGAGUCUAGUGAGGCGCAAUUACGGGCAGAUCGUUGAAAAAUCACAGAAUUUCCCAGCCGGUUCCGUUCUUCCUAGCAGCAGCAUCCGGGAUUUGCUCACCAGCGAGCUGCAAAAGUCGCGCUUUAUGUCCUUCAGGGAGAAGUUCUACGAGGAAAUGUACUUCAAAAAGGCCACUUUGGGUGAGGUGAAGAAAACGUACUCCAAACCGGAAGACGUGACCAAUACAAGCCAAACCUUCGGAAGUCCAUCGAGUCCAUCCCAAAAUGAAUGUCUCUACGAUGUUAUAUUGCCGGCCAAGUCGGCGGAGCAAGUUAAUAAGGAGUACGAGGCUUUCCACGACAAGUACAUCAUUAGUCACAAUCACUACUUUCCUUCGGAGCAGGUUAAUCGCAGAUAUGCCCAACCAUUUGAUCGAAAAUCACCUUGUGGUGAUAUUCAUACUCAGGGCGAUUUUGGACUCAAAGUGAAGCGAUGUCUCGAGGAAGGUGAGAAUCACCUGAAGGUUAUUGGCAAAGCGCAAGUGGACUUUAUGGAUCGAAACGAGGCUCCACUCGGCAUGCGAAACAAAAAGUUCACUUGUGCGGUGCCGGACAUAACUUUCGGUGUUCCACUGCGCAGCAAUGGCGAUGUGAAGAUGUUGCUAAAUAAUAUCGAACCCUGCGACAAAACCAACCGGCUACUAGAUGCCAUUCGCUAUUUGAACAAAAAGCGUCAUAGUUUAAGGAACCCGCUGGAAUUUCACAAGUACGUACUAAAUUCAGUGCUGGAGAGGAGUGACACGGAUGGAACGGGUCACUUGCCACUGGCACGCAUCUUAGAAAUUUUCAGAAGCUUCCACAUCCGUCUGGAUGCGCAAAAAAUCCGUCUGGCUUUGUCCAAUUUUCGGAUGAUUGUGGACGAGGGAUGUGCCACGGAGCGGGUGAAUUACGAGGAUUUCUUUCGACUUCUAUCGAUUCAGAAUUCUCUGCCGAAAACGGGUAACUUGACCAAUGUAUCCGAUGUUAGUUGUCUGGACACCACAUAUCGUUUGCUCUGCGCCGAUCUUCAAAACAAGUCCAAGGAUGAUACGGGAGCAAUAAAACAGAAUCUCGAAGGGAAUAAAACAACUGCCAAGGAUCUUUUAACACCGGAUUUGGCCAUUUUACGUGGCCUAACCCAUAGUGAUUUCACCUGUUUGCGGCCCAAAGCGGAAAUAGAACGUAUCUUUAGAAGUCUCGUAACAACUGAUAAAUUCGAAGCUAUUUGGCAGAGUCUAAUGACUAAGUUCAAGGACCAGAAUGAAAUGGCGUCCGUUUCGCAGUUUCGUACUGAAAUGCACAACAAACUAGAGGCCAUAUCAACAUAAAACAUAAACAAUUUAC
This is a messenger RNA of Drosophila sechellia, 1527 nucleotides long. RefSeq names its product EF-hand domain-containing family member B. Lineage: Eukaryota; Metazoa; Arthropoda; Insecta; Diptera; Drosophilidae. Bases 36 to 1511 code for a protein of 491 amino acids. The transcript has 3 exons. The record is from RefSeq and is a predicted model, not a curated record.